AUGUCUUCUACCAAACAUCCACCAUUACCCUCAGUCACCAAUCAGAAAAGAAAGAGAAAGCGUCAAAGGUUAUUUGCGAAGGAUAUAGAAAAUUUGUUAUAUGCGAUGGGUGAUCGACCUGUGAGUACAGAGGCCACUGUCAAUGCGUUGGAGGAUGUAUUGGUCGAAUACAUUUCACAAAUAUCAUACUCGAUGGUAAAUUUUGCAAAGAGUCAAAAUCGAACACGAGUCAAGUUGAAUGAUUUGGCAUUUACAUUAAGAAAUGAUCCGAUGAAAUUAGCUCGUUUCCGAUACAUUCUAGAGCAGAGUUAUAAAAUAGAAAAGGCGAAAAAAAUGUUUGAUGACGAUAAAUAUGAUAACAAGAACCAUGAAGAUGACGACGACGACGAUGAAGAAGACGAAGAUGAUCAUGAAAAUGAACGAAACAUGAAGGAUAAAUCAACUACUAAAAAUGAUUCAAAACAACUGAAAAAGAAAAAGAAGAAAAACCAUACUUGA
This is a messenger RNA of Candida albicans SC5314, 498 nucleotides long. It is a transcript of the gene TAF19, whose product is annotated as Taf19p. Gene Ontology annotation, biological process: transcription by RNA polymerase II; RNA polymerase II preinitiation complex assembly. Gene Ontology annotation, molecular function: protein heterodimerization activity. Gene Ontology annotation, cellular component: transcription factor TFIID complex. Bases 1 to 498 code for a protein of 165 amino acids. Lineage: Eukaryota; Fungi; Ascomycota; Pichiomycetes; Serinales; Debaryomycetaceae. The record is from RefSeq and is a predicted model, not a curated record. The transcript has a single exon.